Molecule: messenger RNA, 4494 nt
Organism: Cervus elaphus (red deer)
Lineage: Eukaryota; Metazoa; Chordata; Mammalia; Artiodactyla; Cervidae
Gene: LCA5
Product: lebercilin LCA5
Exons: 9
Coding region: 318-2411 (697 amino acids)
Biological process (GO): intraciliary transport
Cellular component (GO): axoneme
Source: RefSeq, a predicted model, not a curated record
CAGACGCCGAGGCCCCGCGGAGAGAAGGCAAGGCGGCGGGCGCCGCGUCGGCGCUGAGGAGGGGCCGGAGAGGGUUGGAGGCUGGAAGUUUCUUAAUAGUAGGGACCAGUUGUCUCAUUUUUGUGUCUCCAGCUUUAUCCAUAGUUCAGUGCCUGAUGAGGAAAAAAGCAUAUCUUCUGUACAUAGAGAAAACAGAUUGUACAGACCUGAAUAUUAUCCCCAGGAUCUGAAGACUCAAAAUUGCUCUUCAGGCUUAUUUUGGAUUUUUCUGAGAAGACUCUGUGAAAUUAUGUGAAUAGAGACUAUUUUUCAAAGCCAUGGGGGAAAGAGAAAGAAGUCCAGCUACUGAUCGAGAAAGUAAGACAAGCAGACACGAUUACUGUUCAUCUGAAUUUGGAACUACUCCCCAGUCUUCUGGCCGGUCGUCGCUGGUGCAUCCCUCCCCACCUGCAAGUGUUAAGGGAAGACAUCCUAAGAAACAAAUUUCAGAGAGCCAAGUGCAUCAUCACGCCCUUAGGAAACCAAGCCCUAAGGGUUCACCAAACAGAAAGGGAGUCCGAGCAGGAUUUCGCUCCCAGAGCCUCAAUAGGGAGCCCCUUCGGAAAGAUCCUGAUCUUGUUACAAAACGGGUUCUUUAUGCAAGACUGCUAAAAAUCAAUGAAUUGCAGAACGAAGUAACUGAACUCCAGGUCAAGUUAGCCGAGCUGCUAAAAGAAAAUAAGGCUUUGAAAAGGCUUCAGUACAGGCAGGAGAAAGCCCUGAAUAAGUUUGAAGACACAGAAAAUGAAAUCUCUCAACUUAUUGCUCGUCAUAACAAUGAGAUUACAGCACUCAAAGACCGCUUAAGAAAAUCUCAAGAGAAAGAACGGGCAGCUGAAAAAAGGGUGAAAGAGACAGAAGGUGAACUGCUUAGGACAAAAGUUUCCUUACAGAAACUGAAAAAGAUCUCUGAAGCUAAACACCUACCUGAACGAGAUGAUUUAGCAAAGAAACUCUCUUCUGCAGAGUUAAAAUUAGAUGACACUGAGAGAAGAAUUAAGCAACUAUCAAGAAACCUUGAGCUAAGUAGUAACAGUUUCCAACGACAGUUGCUUGCUGAAAGGAAAAGGGCAUGUGAGGCUCAUGAUGAAAAUAAACUUCUUCAAAAAGAACUACAAGGACUAUAUGACAAAUUAAAGGAAAAGGAGAGAGAACUGGACAUAAAAAACAUAUAUUCUAAUCAUCUGCCAAAGACUUCUCCAAAGAGAGAAAAAGAAUUUACAUCAAGAAAAAAUGCUGCAUGCCAGAGUGAUUUUACAAACCAGUGUACAAAAGGAGUACAAACCAGUGAAGACUUCAAGCUGGAGGAAUAUCCUAUAACACCACAGACAGUUAUGUGUUAUGAAAACAAAAGGGAAGAACCCGAACGUCUUUCUUUGGAUCUGGAAUCACAAGAGAGAGAUAAUCUUGGAGAAGCUGGGAUCCUAAACCCAACUGUGGAAAGAGAAGACAAAUUUGCUAAAGAUCAAGGACUCCGUGUUGUGAAACAGGAUGUUGAGAAGCUGGAGAAUGGGUGGGAAAGAGAAGAACUUUCUAAAAAGCCAAAGGAAAAGACAUCUUUGUUGGAGAGACAAGGAAAGCCAGUGUUGGAAACUGGAAGAUACCAAGUGGAAAUGUACCAAGUUCAGAAAAUUGAUAAACUGGAAGAAGAGGAAGAAGAAAGGCUAAAGAGAGAAAUACUACUUGCUAAACUGAAUGAAAUCAACAGAGAACAAGACUCUCAGAAUGUAAAAUAUCCUUCUCUGCCAUUGCUUCCUGACUUGAAGCCAAAACUGCAUUCCCCAAAGAGAAACCCCAGAACACACAUGUCCUCCGGAUCCUCAGAGAGAUUAUUUAACGGGCAUCAUUUGCAAGACCUCAAUCUUUCAACAACGAAAGGAGAUGGUCAGAAUCCAGGCCACUCUCGAAGCCCAGCCUCUCCAGAUGAGCUUGUGUUCGGUAGCUAUGUGCCUUCGUUUGCAAAAACAUCAGCGAGGUCAAAUCCAGUUAGCCAAAAAAGUGACCUUUUGGAUUUCUCAGGAAAUAAUACAGAGAAAUUUAGUAAAGACAGUAUAGAUUCAAUUACCAGACAAAAAAGAAAAGCCACCCUGAUGGAACAGCUGUUUGGUACCAGUGGUAGCAGCAGCCUUUCCUCUAAAAGCAGUGACCCAAAUUCUCUGGCUGUCACUAAAGAAGACUGUGACCCUCUAAAUUUUCUCCCUGGGGAUAAAAACAGCCGGGGUAGGGAACAUAGUGAUGAUGAUGACUUUUUCCUCAGCGAAGGAAGAAGUUUUAAUCCUAGUAGACACCGAUUAAGACAUGCAAACAGUAAACCAACAGUAAAAGUAGUUGAUUCUGCAGAAGAUGAAAUUGAAGAAGUAGUGCUGAGAUGACUGACUAGAAUGUUUUUUUCCAAUUGUAAUUAUUAGGAUAUUUUAAUACAGUAUUUAUUAUGAACAUUUAGGCUUUCUAAUAUUAAAAAGUCCUCAUUAGGGAUAAUUUUUAGUAUAUAAAUACAGUGAAAAGUAGCUGAUACCACUAGUAGCUACACACAUGUAGCUAGUUUGCCAAUAAGGAAGGAGGCUCUUUUGAAUGAAACCAGAAAUAGAGAUGUAUCUUACUUUCUUUGUCCAAAUAGAGAUGUAUCUCACUUCCUUUUUGCAAAUAGGUUUUACCUCUUGAAUCAACUCUAUGAGGAGUUUUACUCCAUCGGCAUACACAUUCAUUUUCUGUUUUAUCCCUAUUAUUAUUGAUCCUAUCCUCACUGAGCUAAGUACAGUUUUCCUGCUGAUGGUUGUGUGGAAAUGGAGAGAUGCUGUAGGGAGCUGGUGCUACUAGGAACCUCUCCACUGUGACGAAGAGUGAAGGGGGUCCCUUUCUUAUACGCCAAGACUGAGCUACUCUUAAGUGGAAACAGUGACAACAUGGGAAUUUCCCAUUCUUCUGGAGGUAACCACAGUUAAAUGGUACUCAUUUCUCAGUGACAGAGUCUCAUUAUCACUUACCUACAGCUGUGCUAACUCAUUAGGCUGAAUUCGGAAGACGUCUUUCUGUUGGCACGAACGACGCCCUCCCUGUCCUGGCUUCCAGAGGCUCCGGUGCAGUGUAAUCGGUAAUUCCUCUCCUUGAACUCCUAAUGCUAUCUGUGUCUCAGUGACUGGUUGUGAGAGGUCAUACCAAAUGCAUAGAAUGGAAGAAAUUUCACUCCACUGGAGCGAGAUUUGCAACUCAAUUAUGAUUCCAGAGUAACGUAACUUGGAAAUUUCGGUAUGUACUUUAAGAUUUGAACUUACUGUCAAACCAAAGAGACAAUGAUCAUGUGAUACCAUUGGACUUAAGAGGACUAGUUUUAAAGCAGCCUUGGUGAAAAGUGCUUUACAGAUGGAGCUCCUCCCUUGCUGAGUAGGGUGGAAGAUGUUUCUGCACAGUGUGUCCUUCUGCACAGAAACAUCUUCCACCCUACUCAGCAAGGGAGGAGCUCCAUCUGUAAAGCACUUUUCACCAAGGCUGCUUUAAAACUAGUCCUCUUAAGUCCAAUGGUAUCACAUGAUCAUUGUCUGCAGCUGCAGAGGAGUCAGGGACCUUGGAUUAUGCUGGGCAUGAUUGGUCACUAAGAAGCAGAAAUAUACCAGCGGCCUAGGAGAAAGCGCAGUGCAAAUGAAGAGUGGUGGGAACAAGUGUAUCAGGGCAAGAAUAAGUGGUGAUUGGCACUUGUUCUAAAAUGAACUGUUGUUUUCUAGAAUUUGCUACAUAUUUGUUCAUAGUAGGAUUUCUGAUGCCAGGCAUACAUACUGAUCAGGGGAUUAGAGUUACUAUCUUGAGUUCAUAUAAAUGCUUAUUAUUGAAUAUAAUUUCAUAAUUAUCUGACAAGACUUACUGGUUAGGUCUCUAAUUACAAGAUGUACUACCUACAUCUUCUAAAUUGUGUUCCUGUUACUUACUAGGAACCAAAUCUCUCAAAAGUGCUAAACUAUAUCAAAUUUUUUUAUAAAGAGAUUUUUGGAUUGAUAUAAAUAAGCAUUUACUACAUUAUAAAUCAUUCUAAUAUAUGUAAACCACAAUAUUUUUGUAAUGCAGGUCUUGAUAAAAUAUUAUGUAAUGUUAAUGUUUUUCAUAGCUGCUAAUUUUUCAGCCAAAAGUAUUCUCAUUUUUAGGCUGUUUUUGUAUUAAAGGCUCUUUUCUUUCAAAAGUCCUUUAGUAAAGUUUUAAAUUCAGGUCAUUUUAAUUAGUCUCUUUUUUCUACUUGAUGUUUUCCAGUCUUUUUAACUAGAUGUAAUAAGGCAGAAUUGUUAAAAUUAAAUCUAAAAUUAAGUUAUAGACUUGAAGCAUUAUGGAGUUAAGCAUUAAAAUUGGAGAUUAAAGUGUACAGAACGAGUUUUUCUUUAUGAACAAACCUUAAUGGAUAACUUUUUUUUCUAAAUGUCAAGUUAAAUUUAUUUGUACUCCAAACUAUUGCUAAUAAAAAUUUAAAAUAUG